Molecule: messenger RNA, 1784 nt
Organism: Aegilops tauschii subsp. strangulata
Lineage: Eukaryota; Viridiplantae; Streptophyta; Magnoliopsida; Poales; Poaceae
Product: F-box/LRR-repeat protein At3g03360-like
Molecular function (GO): protein binding
Source: RefSeq, a predicted model, not a curated record
UCCUACUCUCCCCUGAUUACUUUCACUCCACUCUCCGCCGCGCCUCCACUUGUCCCCUUCAGUCCGCUCGCCGCCACCCUUCCACUAAGCUCCAUUCCGGCCAUGGCCGACUUCGUCGAGAAAAUCAUGGGCUGGCUCCCUGGCGGUGGAAAUGCCGUGGCAAGUGCCACCUCCCUCACCCCCGUCGUUGAGUACGACGGCGAGGACCGCAUCAGCGUCCUCCCCGACGACCUCCUCCGCAACAUCGUCUCCCGCCUCCCCGUCAAGGACGCCGCCCGAACCGCCGCCCUCGCCUCCAGGUGGCGCCACCUCUGGCGCUCCACCCCGCUCAUCCUCAGCGACGCCGACCUGUCCCCCUCUGCGGUCGCUCGCGUCCUCGCAGACCACCCGGGCCCUUUCCGCGUCGCCCACAUCGCCCGCUGCAGGUUCGCAUCCCGCGGGCGUGAGCUCGCGGAGUGGCUGGGCCUCCUCGCCGCCAAGGGCAUCCAGGACCUCGUCCUCGUCAACGACGAGGAGCUCCCCACCGACAUCCUCCGCUGCGCCUCACUCCAGCGCCUCUUCCUGGGAUUCUUUACGUUCCCGGACACCUCUGAUCUCUCCCUCCGUGCUGACGUGCUGCCUCGCAUUCAGGAGCUCGGCAUGUCCGCUUGCAGCAUCAGCGAAUGGGACCUGCUCUACAUGCUCGAUUGCAGCCCGGUUCUGGAGAAGCUCACGUUCGUAUUCAGCGGUACGCCCGAUGCCUUCCACCUCCGCUGCAAGAGCCUCAGGUGCGUGGUCCUCUGGUGUUUUGCGGCAUUCAUAGUCGAUGUGACGGACGCCCUGCUCCUGGAGCGGCUCUUCCUGCUGGAAGCGCCCCGCAGAGGUGACGACUGGAGUAUUGUGAUGAUCAAGAUUGCUUGUGUGUCCAACCUGCGGGCACUCGGCUUCUUGGAGCCAAGAUUUCACCGGCUGAAGAUCGGCGACAAUGACAUCAAUCCUGGCACAGUGUGCCGAGCCCAAGUACAGUGGUUCCAAGCGUCAAGAUAUUGGCUUUGAAGGUUAAUUUUGGUGUUUUAAGGGAUGUCAAGAUGAUGGUGGCCUACCUCGGAUGUUUUCCCAACAUUGACACGCUGCACGUCGAGUCUAUAACUGAACGCACUGGAAAAAACCAUGCCAAGUUCUGGCAGGAGCUCCCUACUGUUGAAUGCAUCAAGUCGCACGUCAAGAAGAUGGUUUUCCAUAAAUAUAGAGGGAAACGAAGUGAGCUUGAAUUCCUUAAGUUCAUUUCCAGGAAAGCGCAAGAGCUACAGACAUUGUAUGUUCUGCUAAACAGACAGAGUCUUACUUCGGUGGCCAAGCAGACAGAGAUGACAGGCAAAUUGGUGGCUCUCUCGGAGGUAGCAUGGAGCUGCGAUUGCAAGAUAAUGGUGCUAGGCCCUGAAUUUCAGAGUAAAUGGAGCAUCCAGAAAGCAUCUGAUCUUACUGUCGACGACCCUUUUCACUACUGAAUCGAGGCUGGCUAUACAUUUGCUUGCUCCAAAGAUUUUUUCUUUUUCUGCAGAGAAUGAUUUACUGUUCUACAUAUGCAAGGGCACUGUUUAGUUUGUUGGCAAGUAUGUCUAUUCUUGACAAAGAACAUGAAGAUUUCAACUAGAGCAUGAGUGUCUGAAAGUGUUGAAGCUAGCUGUACUAUGCUUCAUUCAGAGUGUACUAGUAACUGCUAUCUACUCUGUUUGUUCCUGAUGUAAAAGACCAGUCUGAUCCUCCUUCCGAACAUGUUUUGUUAAUUUUAUUUUCCCCUGUUU